Molecule: messenger RNA, 1394 nt
Organism: Striga asiatica
Lineage: Eukaryota; Viridiplantae; Streptophyta; Magnoliopsida; Lamiales; Orobanchaceae
Source: the annotation of a GenBank genome assembly
AAAAAAAAAAAAAAAAGAAACACAUCAAAAUUAAAUGGGGCCAAUGACCCUUCCCCCAGGAUUUAGGUUCCAUCCAACGGACGAGGAGCUCGUCGCCUACUAUCUUGACCGGAAAAUCAAUGGUGGGAUAAUUGAGCUUGAAGUCAUACCAGAGGUUGACCUCUACAAAUGUGAACCAUGGGAUUUACCUGAAAAAUCUUUAUUGCCCAGCAAGGACAUGGAGUGGUACUUCUACAGCCCACGGGACAGGAAAUACCCAAACGGGUCGAGGACAAAUCGGGCCACCCGUUCGGGCUAUUGGAAGGCCACUGGGAAAGAUCGGGCCGUCCAAUCGCAAAAACGGGCCGUGGGCAUGAAGAAAACGCUGGUGUAUUAUAGGGGCAGAGCGCCCCACGGCAUUCGAACUGAUUGGGUGAUGCAUGAAUAUCGACUCAUCGACUCUACACCUGGGACCUUCGGAUCAUCUCUCAAGGAUUCAUAUGCGUUAUGCCGGGUUUUCAAGAAAAACGUAGUCAUAACCAAGUCUAGCAACAAACAACCACUUGGGCCGGCAGUCUUCGAUCAAGUGAUGUGGGACGAUUACAGUGGUGGGCCCACGCACGAGACGUCACAAAAUCUAAUGGAAAAUCAAAACAUAAACAAGAACCCUUCCGAGGCAUCAUCCUCGGAUCUCACGCAAGGGACACCGAUUGCCGCCAAAGAUGUAGAUUCAACGGCUCAGAUCGCAUCAGAUGAGGUCGAAAGUUCGGCCGAUAAGUUCUACUGUCAUGGCAAUAAUACCCAAAACUUAUCAAAUUUCAUCCAGGAUUACACGGGACUGAUUUACGAGACCGGGUAUCCACCUCUGGCCCUGGAGGACUUUCCACAAAUGGAUCUUAUAACAGAGGAAAAUCCUAAACAAGAAUACUUGAUGAGCUAUGAGAAGUUGAGAGAAUGUGUUAAUGGGACAGCAAGUUUGGAAGAGAUUUAUUACUUAUGUUCUUCACACGACAACAUGUUGUGUCCAAGUUAUGCGGGAUCCAACUGAUCAGAUAGCUUUUGGAAAAUAUAUAUUAUAGUAUACACACACAAGGCAUACAGAUUUUACAUUGACAGCUCAUAACAUCUAUUUUUUUUUUGUUUUUUUUUAUGAUAUAUAUGUAAUGAGAUUGAAGAGUCAAGUUCUGAUUAUAUAUAAUUUAUUUUCUCUUUUUAGGGGGGUAACGGUGAGGUAAUUAAUUUGUUUAAUCAUGUCUAGCUUUUUGGCUAGCGAGUGAGGUGGUUUUAUUUCUCUGUGAUGUAUACCAAGUCAUUGAUUAUUAUGAAAUGGCUUAUUUCCAGUGUCAUGAUUUUAUAGAAUUUGGUGGUGUUUGUGUAAAUUUUAUGAAAUGGCUGGUUCUAGUGUCAAACACUUG